UCGGGAGUCACGCGCACACGCAUAUUGACUUGUCUACGUGUUUGGCUUAUGGGUUCGCGGUUUUACAAUCUUAGUUUGACUAUCGUGUGACAGAAUAAUGAAUUUAAAAUUGAAUAACGAAGUCCGUGGUUCUAUCAGUCUUUUGCCGGCUCCACCGGUGUCGUCUAUAAAGGAGGAACGACGUCGCACUGGUCGUUACAUAGCCAUCUUAGUCGGUAUAUCGUUGCUGAUACUGGCAAUUUACCAUGCGUGGGUACGUCGUAUUCCCGUCGUGGCCAGUCUCGUCGUGCCCGCCCUCAUAAUGUUUGUCUACGUAGGCUGGGUACUUUAUACUGCCUCGAGGGAUAAACAUAAGUUCUUUCAAUUCCAAGACGCUGAAGCUGCCUUAACAACUGGUAACGAAGUCAAUGACGACGGACGAGUUUCUCAACUAUCAAAUAUUAAUUUAGAAGAAUUGGUGAUAUCCAGUAAGGAAAGUUCUAAAGUAAACUCACCACGAGGUUCGAUACGUAAAGAUUGGUCAAGAACAUCAUCAACACACGUCAAAGAAGAAAGAAAAUCUAAGCCUGUGAAGAGUGUUAACUUUAUAAAACCUAUAAUUCUAGUCAAUGACAAACCACCAGAAGAUCUAGACCAAAAAUGGUCACAAAUAGUACAGAAUAUAACAAAUAACGACAAAUUGAAAGGAUUUUCAACUCGAAGAAGAUAUAAAAGGAAAUUCUGUAGAAGAAGACGGAAUGCAGCAUUUAAAAGAUCUUAUAGCAUCGGUUAAAAUUAUUUUGUGAAAGGAAAAAUUGUUAAAUAUUGUAAAUACAUUUAAAUAAAGACUUAGAAGUCAUAGAGUUACGAAUAGUAAAAAUAGAACCGACAUCUCCCCAUGCCUUUUGAAAUAAUCAAAACAUCCCACAUAUAUAAAGACACAUUAGCAUAGGUAAAUUAAACAGUUUAUAAAAUAGCUAUAUUUUGAAACACAUCUAGAUUUGAACGCAUUACUAACGCCAUCUAUUACUUGGCACUGGACAUUAAAUAUCUAGAAGUAUCCAACAGUAUUGUUAUUAAAUUAAGCUUUCAUUAGAAUUAUAAAGUAAUUAAUAACGGCUGUGCUUACAUAUAAAUAAUAUGGCGCCGAUUAGUUUCAUACUCAUCAAGAGUUGUUCCCAUAACCAAUUUCUAUGAACAAGGACUCCCGUCGUGUUUUAAACUAGACUUUGCUGACAGCUAAUUAAUUACGAAUAUACGUGCGUGUAGCUAUUAUUCAUUAUUUAUCGAAGACAAUGGAGUU
This is a messenger RNA of Papilio xuthus (Asian swallowtail), 1282 nucleotides long. RefSeq lists its product as uncharacterized. The transcript is spliced from 4 exons. The record is from RefSeq and is a predicted model, not a curated record. Lineage: Eukaryota; Metazoa; Arthropoda; Insecta; Lepidoptera; Papilionidae. The coding region runs from base 98 to 772 and encodes 224 amino acids.